CCCGCCCAUUUGGCAAAGCCUGGCAGUCAGAUUCAGGAAUAUGAUGGGCACCUACAUAGAUGAAUUUGAAGUUUUGCUUUCUUGCAUUGAAUUUUAAUUACGGAAGAGAGAUGGUGGUGAAAGAUGUAGAGAAGAUGGUGGCAGUAGGCCUCGUUUGGGGGGCAACGAACGCCCUCAUGCGCAAAGGAGCAGUCAUAUGGGACCAAGCUCUCAAAUCUACACCUCGAACAAACACGCCCAUCAAGAAGUGGCUCAACCUUCUCUUGAUUUGGCAGUACACCGUGCCUUUCCUAAUUAAUCUCUCUGCCUCGGCUAUUUUCUUUGCCAUUUUGAGUGACACGCCCAUUUCUUUAGCUGUGCCCGUGACCAAUGCAACUACCUUCGCCGCCACUGCUGUGUUCGGGAUGAUUCUUGGAGAAGAAACCCGUGUUGGGCUUGCCUUGUUUGGUACCCUUCUUAUUAUUUUUGGUGUCUAUAUUUGUGUCAUGUGAUCAUGCUAUGAAUGUUAUACUAAUGAAGGUGUUGAUUCAUUUCUAUCAAAUGUGGGGUUUAUCUUGGUUUGUUGGAUGUAAGGUGCUUGCUGAAAUGACCCUCUGAAUAUUGAGAACUGAAAUAGAGUUUGAGUGCUGUCAUAUAAGUGAAAAGGUGAAGAGCAAGUUACUGUUUCUGAAGGUUUUUGUCUUUCGCACUGCUUGAACUUUCUGAUGUUCUUGCAAAAUGGGUAUUUAUGUAUUCAUAGUCUCUCAUCAUUGGUAAUUGAACACGAAGUGUCUGCUAGGUGAUGAUCGUGUCUCUCAAGAUUAUGUAUAGAGUAUGAAGGAGCUCAUGUAAUUAACUAAAGCAUAAUGAGCAGGAAAAGCAACAUUACAUUUUCGAAAUUCUGCUCCUGAUUUGUGUUUUUGGUUGGGAAAACGUAAGGGUUAUGAGAAAAAAACAGAA
Sesamum indicum (sesame) is the source of this 939-nucleotide messenger RNA. RefSeq lists its product as uncharacterized. The record is from RefSeq and is a predicted model, not a curated record. NCBI's taxonomy places the organism in Eukaryota, Viridiplantae, Streptophyta, Magnoliopsida, Lamiales, Pedaliaceae.